Molecule: messenger RNA, 1681 nt
Organism: Mercenaria mercenaria
Lineage: Eukaryota; Metazoa; Mollusca; Bivalvia; Venerida; Veneridae
Product: tigger transposable element-derived protein 6-like
Exons: 2
Coding region: 77-1162 (361 amino acids)
Cellular component (GO): nucleus
Molecular function (GO): DNA binding
Source: RefSeq, a predicted model, not a curated record
UAAAGACACGGUAACUGACUGGAAAUCAAAACUCCCAACAGUGUGUGAUGGAUAUGAUCCGAAGGACAUAUUCAAUAUGGAUGAGACUGGUUUGUUCUUCCGAGACACAACAAGGAAAUCGUAUCAUUUCAAAGAUUCAGAACUGGUUGGUGGAAAACGCUCUAAGGAACGCAUUACUGUUUCGCUGUGUGCUUCUAUGACCGGGGAGAAGCUCAAACCACUAGUGAUUGGUAAAGCUGCACGUCCGAGAUGCUUCAGCAAAAUAGAUCCGGAAAAACUACCUGUGACCUACAGAAACAACAAAAAAGCGUGGAUGACCGGUGAACUCAUGACAGAAUGGCUAAGGACGGUUGACAAACAAAUGAAGAAACAACGCAGGAACAUCUUGUCAUUCUUGGACAACGCGCCUGCACAUCCGGACUUGAAACUUAACAAUGUUAAACUUGUCUUCUUGCCACCUAAUACAACUGCUCUUUCGCAGCCAAUGGACCAGGGUAUCAUUCAGGCUCUUAAGUUGAAGUUCAGGAAUCGUCAGCUCUCGUACAUUGUGUCACAAAUGGAACGUACGGAUACAGUUGGUUCACAAGUGUUAAAGGAAAUUUCCAUUCUAGAUGCUAUUUACUGGAUUAACGGUUCGUGGAAGGAGGUGACUCCAACCACAAUUCAGAAGUGUUUCGCAAAGUGUGGAUUUGAUCAGAUAAGUGAAAGUGAUCUUGUUGUUAAUGAAUGUGAUAGUGAUGAUGAUAGUGAUGAUGAUGAUGAUGAAGUGCCCUUAGCUGUCUUAAGAAUGUCUCAUGAGUUGUUCGGGUGUGAAUACCACGAAUUGGUAGAUUUAGAUAAAUCUGUUCCGACGUGCGACGAGAAUAAUUCCAUUGUUGACUGGGAUAAGAAUGCAGGUGAUAUCUUAAUUGAACUGCAGUCAAGCAAAGAUGUUUGUGAUAAUGAUGAGUGUGAUGAUGGUGUUGACUCAGACAGACCUGAAACUGUGAUCACAAUGUCUGAGGCUAGUGAUAUGCUUGAUAAACUGAAAAUGUUUGCUCUCAGUAAAGGACAGGAUAAGUGGCUUGAUAACAUUAUGGAUUUGCAAGACAUGUUUGUAAGUUGCCGUGCAGAGACUCAAUGUAAGCAGACUAGAAUUCAUGAGUUUUUUGAAAGAAAAUAAAAACUUGGAACUGACAUAACUUACAGGCAAUUGCAAGUUUGAAAUUCAACUUCAUAUGACAUGAAAACUGUUGUGUAAUGUAAUGAAAUCAUUUUAGAUAGAAAAUGGUGAAAUUCAGUUGAUUUUAUCACACACUUUAUUACACUUCAAAGUUUUAUUGAUGUAUGUAAUUAUGUAAUGUAAUGAAAUCAUUUUAGAUAGAAAAUGGUGAAAUUCAGUUGAUUUUAUCACACACUUUAUUACACUUCAAAGUUUUAUUGAUGUAUGUAAUUAUGUCAUGCAUAUGUUAAUAUUUCUUUUGAAACACUUGCAUAAAAUGAAGAAAAUUUUAAACUAUUAAACUGAUAUUAAUAACAUGUUUUUUAUCUGCAUCCUUACCCAAUGUGUCUCUUACAUACACCACGUGAAAACCGAGUGACAACUUAAGUCCAAUAUAUUAUGCCCAAUUUCCGUACUUUGUCUUAAGAGACCGUUGUCUUAAGAGACCACUUUUUGCCUGUCCCUUGGGUGGUCUCUUAA